Messenger RNA from Ictidomys tridecemlineatus (thirteen-lined ground squirrel), 2360 nucleotides. It is a transcript of the gene Rsph4a, whose product is annotated as radial spoke head component 4A. Gene Ontology annotation, cellular component: radial spoke; axoneme. Lineage: Eukaryota; Metazoa; Chordata; Mammalia; Rodentia; Sciuridae. Gene Ontology annotation, biological process: cilium assembly; cilium movement involved in cell motility; axoneme assembly. The record is from RefSeq and is a predicted model, not a curated record.
CCAAGCUAUGAUACCUCUAAACAAAAAGAGCUGAGAUUUGACAUUUUUCAGGAGGAAGAUUCAAACAGUAAUUGUGAUCUUCUGCAGCUGGAGCCUGGGGCCUCAGAAGUGGCCCCCAGCGUGCUUGAGAUUGCCAUUCAGAAUGCUAAGGCUUACCUACUGAGGACCAGUAGCAAGUCGGGCCUCAAUCUAUAUGAUCAUCUUUCUAAUGUGCUGACCAAGAUAUUAGAUGAGCGUCCUGAAAAUGCUGUUGACAUCAUUGAAAAUAUUAGCCAAGAUGUGAAAAUGGCUCAUUUUAGUAAAAAAUUAGAUACACUCCAAAAUGAGAAUGAGCUGCUUCCAAUGUAUGAAAUAGCUGAGAUGCAGAAGACUCUUUUUCUCCAGGGAAAUUUAGAAGGAGCUGAUCAGGAAUUAGAAGAUGAAAUAGCAGAAAGCUCUCUUCCAAAUGUAAUGGAGUCAGCUUUUUAUUUUGAACAAGCCGGAGUUGGUCUGGGCACUGAUGAGACUUACCGCAUCUUUCUUGCCCUCAAACAACUUACUGAAACCCACCCAAUCCAAAGAUGCCGUUUCUGGGGCAAGAUCCUGGGUAUAGAAAGAAAUUAUAUUGUAGCUGAAGUGGAAUUUCGUGAGGGGGAAGAUGAAGAGGAGGUGGAGGAGGAAGAAGUAGCUGAAGAAAGGGACAAUGAAGCAAUUGAAGCUGAUGAAGAGGAGGAAGAUGAAUUACCAAAGGCCUUUUACAAGCCCCCACCAACUAUACCCAAAGAAGAAAAUAGAACAGGCGCCAACAAAUAUGUCUAUUUUGUUUGCAACGAACCAGGAAGACCUUGGGUGAAGUUACCAUCAGUUAUGCCUGCACAAAUUGUGAUUGCAAGAAAAAUCAAGAAAUUUUUCACUGGGAGAUUAGAUGCUCCCAUCCUAAGCUACCCACCUUUCCCAGGAAAUGAGAGCAAUUACUUGCGAGCACAAAUUGCCAGAAUUUCAGCAGGAACUCAUGUCAGCCCUCUAGGAUUCUUCCAGUUUGGUGAAGAGGAAGGAGAGGAGGAGGAAGAAGUGGAGGGUGGGAGAGAUAGCUUUGAGGAAAACCCUGAUUUUGAAGGCAUUCAAGUGAUGGAUCUAGUGGAAUCUCUCUCCAAUUGGGUUCAUCAUGUACAGCAUAUUCUUCCACAGGGUCGCUGUAAUUGGUUCAAUCCUGUGCAAAAAGAUGAGGAAGAAGAAGAGGAAGAAGAUGAGGAAAAAGAAGAAAAAGGCGAAGAUCCUGACUACAUAGAACAGGAAGUGGGGCCCCCUCUUUUGACACCAAUCUCUGAAGAUUUAGAGAUUCAGAAUAUGCCUGCUUGGACAACACGGCUGUCCUCAAAUCUCAUCCCACAGUAUGCUAUUGCAGUCCUCCGAUCCAACCUCUGGCCUGGAGCAUAUGCCUUUUCCAAUGGCAAAAAGUUUGAGAAUUUCUACAUAGGGUGGGGUCAUAAGUAUAGUGUGGACAAUUACACACCCCCAGUUCCACCACCAGUCUAUCAAGAAUACCCUAGUGGACCAGAAAUUACAGAAAUGGAUGACCCUGAUGUGGAAGAGGAGAAGGCUUUCAGGGCUGCACAAGAAGCAACUGUAUUUGCAGCUGAGGAAAAUGAAGAAACUGAGGAAGAUGAAGAUGAAGACUAGUAAGAAUAAAAUUAGCUGACACCUAUGUUUCAUGAAUAUAGACAAACCCCUUAUGUGAGACUGAUUAUAUACAUGUAUGCACAUAGAUACAAACAUAUAUAUAAAUUGGCCAUUAUCUGUGUGCAUGUUAUUCUUUAGAAAUAGGAAACUUGACAUUUCAUGUGUAGAACUAUUAAUGGGUAUAUAAAAAGAUACUCAAUGGAUCUUCCAGAAGCUAAAUAAUGUGAUCAUAUUACUCUUCUGACGACCCUGGCUAAUAGAAUAUAUGCUUAUGUAUUCUUGUUUUUAAAAGGUCUGAUUUAAUUUCUAAUACGAUAAACAUUAAAAAGUCUAAUCCACCAGGUUCCUUGGAAACUUCUAUACUUUUGAGUGUCAAGGAGUAAGGAGAACAAAAGCACUAGUAAUCAGUAAAUUUGAGCAUGUAUUUCUAACCUUUGUAAAAACUGACUCAGGGCAUGUAUUCUUAAAUAUUUGUAAUUGCUGGUGGUCAAGCCUGUGAUAUUGAGUACAAAUACCAUUUAUGUUCAUUUUCUUUUUGUAGGGGAAGGUUCAUAAUUUCAUGACCUGCUCAAAGACUAUUGGAACAUUUUGAGUUCUUUGUAUAUUCUGGAAAUUAAUGAGCCAAUCCCCAAAAUCCAAAGGUCAGAUGUUCUCUCUGAUAUGUGAAUGCUAACACACAACAAAGGGUGUGGAGAAUAAAA